AUGACUUCCUUAAUGAAUCCACUCCUUAUCACCACCACAAGUUUUUUCCUCUUCUUUACCCAUUUCCAGCAUUUUGCAGACGCCCAAGGACUGGGCGUAACCCUAGCCCGGGAGAUGCAAUCCCCGCCGUCCCCCAAAUCCAUCAUGUGGCUCCUCCGCCAGAAGUCCAUGAAGCGUGCCAAAGUCUACGACGCCUUCUUCGACCGGGACCUCCUCACCGCCCUCCAGGACACCGGCGUUGACGUCCUCGUCGGCAUGAACAACGCCGACGUCGGCCGCGUCGCCGCCGACGAUUCGUCCAACGAGGCCGUCAAGUGGUUGGAGUCCAACAUCAAGCCGUUCUACGGCCGGGUAAGCUUCCGGUGCCUCCAGCUCGGGUCGAAGAUGGCGCUUCAGGGGAACCACGAGAUCUCGACGCUGCUCCAGGCCAUGGUUCACGUCCAGGCCGCGCAGAAGAGGCUCGGCCUCGAUAUCUCGCUGGGAAUUGAUUUGGAUAAUGCGGCGCUGGCGGAGUCUUUCCCGCCGUCGGCGGCGGCGUUCGACGGGGCUAUAGUGCCGGUGCUGAGGCCGUUGUUGACGUUCAUGGAGCAUAAUAUGGGGACACUUGUUGUUUCCAUAUUCCCCAUGAUAAGGUAUGUGACGGACCCAUACUACGAGUACAAGGGCAUGAACAUCGACUACGCGCUCCUCAACGGCGUGUCGCCGGCGGUGACGGACAACGGCCUCCAGUACACCAACAUGAUGGACGGCCUCGUGGACGCCUUCUACACUUCGCUGAGCAAGCUCGGGAUCACGAUGCGGGUGAUCGUCGGCGAGACCGGCUGGGCGUCGGGAUCCACGGUGAAAUACGCCACCCCGAAGCUGGCCGGCGAGUACAUCUACAACCUGGCGGAGCGGCUGAGGAACAACGUCGGGACGCCGCUGAAGCCCAACUGGCCGGUGGAGACUUUCAUCCACACGCUCUACGUCCAGGACAAGAACAACAACGGGCUGUACAAAUGGUACGGAAUGUUUUAUCCCAAUGGGUCGCCGGCGAAUCCUUUCCUCAACCUUUGA
Linum trigynum is the source of this 1056-nucleotide messenger RNA. NCBI's taxonomy places the organism in Eukaryota, Viridiplantae, Streptophyta, Magnoliopsida, Malpighiales, Linaceae. The record is from the annotation of a GenBank genome assembly.